Molecule: messenger RNA, 1436 nt
Organism: Gryllus bimaculatus (two-spotted cricket)
Lineage: Eukaryota; Metazoa; Arthropoda; Insecta; Orthoptera; Gryllidae
Source: the annotation of a GenBank genome assembly
AUGCUUAGGAUCGCUGAGGACAACGAUCAGGUGGCUGAUGGGAUCCAGCCAACGCCGCCAACUGAUUUCAAGAGCUUACUUAAUUCUUACCGGACACCGGACAUUCUGUACUCGGGCUGUGCUAGAAGACUUGUGAUUGGACCAAAACUGUGGGUGAAGUUAACGAGUUUCAUAACUUCUGUCACGGGAGUAAAACUUACGAAAACCAACACACCAUGACCUACCCCAUCGUUUUAUAUAGUUGACUCGUAAUUACAGUGUGAAGGUAGCAUUUACAUGCAUGUAAUGCCAAGAACUGAAUUGUAAAUUGUUGUUAAAAUUCGUUUAGUUUCUGUUUAAUUUUUGUAUAUAAUGAACAGGGAUAAGCCAUUUUUCUAUAUAAUUAGAAUAAUAAUAAUAAUAUUAAAAAGGGGUAGACGUUAUAUGAACACCUUUUGUGGACUAAUUGUUCACCUUUGAAAAACAAAUUGGUUGGAAUGUUUCUAUUAAGAAAAAUGUUGCAGGUUAGUUAGGAUCUAAAAUUGUUUUUCCACUCCUAAACUACUGAAUAUUUGGUUCAUGUUGAAGUUAUACAAAAAAUUAUUGAUAUUAUGAAUCACAUUCACUCUGUUACGUUUGGUCUUUCUCUAUGACCAAUUCAUGUUACUUACCGAUUCAAUGUAUUUAUUACUUCUUUCAUGUCAGUGGCAAUGUGUUAGUGGAUAAGUUUCAUGUCUAUUUCUACUUACGUGUUCCUUACGCUUUUGCAAUGUCUGAAUCCACGACGUUCGUCGUUUAGUGGAAGAGACGGAGCACGGAAAAGUGACGUUCCAAUGGUGGUGUUAAUUGUGGAAGCGCAGACGAUUCUGGAUCGUGGAAUGUCGCUUGUAAGAGUAAUAAAGCAUCUCGGGUCUUCCGAACAGUAAAUGUGACGUACCAGAACGUCAAUCGAAGAGGACAGUCUGCUCUUUGGAAAUUAUCUGCAGAACUCUUGAGCAGCCUGCAGAAUUGCUUGUUGAAUCGAGAAGCGUAGGUGUUUACGAAGGAAGGGAAACCAAUUACCUAGUUUGUUUUACAGCUGCGUACAAAUAUUCUAAUAAAAGCAUAAGUUUGCCUAACAUAAUCUAUGUAUGAAAGUACUGUUGAUGCUAUUGCAAUACGUAAUGCCUAAGACUGUCAGUGGAAAAGUUCCAACUUCACUGUACUCUGCUUCUAAUCGAACUAUUAUGUUUCUCUUAGAACUCAUUUUUACAUCAGUACUUCUAUGUCUUCAUUUCAUUUGUUCUGCAUGCAUUUUGUGAGCCCGUCCACGAGCAAAGUUUCAUUUACUGAAUGGUGAAAAAUAUAACUGGUGUAUCAAAUCCAUAAAAUAAAACAGUGGUCUAAACAGGCAGAUAUACAUUUUGCAUGUAUCUGAAACUAUAUUAUUAAUAUUUAAAAAGAGAGAAGUUUAGCGG